Styela clava is the source of this 2572-nucleotide messenger RNA. RefSeq lists its product as uncharacterized. The record is from RefSeq and is a predicted model, not a curated record. Lineage: Eukaryota; Metazoa; Chordata; Ascidiacea; Stolidobranchia; Styelidae.
AAAAAUUUGGAAAAGAAAAACUUAACAUUUAAAUAUUACUCUUAGUGUAGCAAAUCUACAAAUAUCUUUAGGAGAUUGUGGAUAAAUCUGCAAACAAUAAUCGUGAUGGAGCUACUCUUGAUGAUACUUUUAAUUCUAACAACUCUGUGCAUGGGACUGGUGCUCCCAAAACCUGCAGAGUAUGGUCCAGUCUCUGAGAAUUACAUCUGUGAUGUCAACUAUAUUAAAACAACCGAUUGUGAAACUAUUGAACUGGACUUCCUUAAAGAUGAGUAUUGUUGCAAGAAAUGUCCAGAUGGACGGAAAAACCCGUUUCCACAACACAGUAUUAGUUGCUCUGACAUUAAAGAGCAACCGACGACCGAGUUAGAAAACACAACUCCCGAACCUUUUACUACUGCUAUUAUAGAAACAACGACUGCAGCUGGGACAACAACUCCGUAUCUACCAGAUGAUCCUACAACAACAGCAGUUUCCAUUCCACAAAAAAUCACUUCAGAACAAGAUACGAAGGAUGAAAUUGAUCCGCCACUGGUCACAGCUACAAAAUUGCCUGGCGCAACCAUUGCAGCGAUUGUUGUCAGUGUGAUUAUUGGUAUGAUAAUAGCAGCCCUAGCAGUGUAUUGCUAUUGCAAAAAAAAGAGUCAGAAUACUGCGUUAGAAGACAAGCCUUUGCCAGUAGAUGAAGAAAAUCCCUUGGUGCCCGAUCCACAGCAGGCAGAUGAACAGUAAAAAUGACACAUAUCUUUCAAAGUCUCACUCGUGUUAGAUUGCAGCUAGUAUUUUGAAUUACUGGUUUUAUUUUUUUUUUUCAUUUAGUUUUUAUUUGAUGUUAUCUUAUAAAAGGUAUUCAUGAGCGUGUCAAAGUCAAGCGGAUCCAUUGUCCCCCAUCUGAAGAUAACAAUAUUAAAAUAAAAAAAAUGGAAUAAAAAUAAAAUAAAAAUAUUAAACACAAAAAAAAAUAAAAAAAACGAUAUAGUUCUUGCAAAAAAAUUUUCGUUUUUAUUUUAUCAUGUUUGUGCUAUUUAUUUUCUACAUCAUUUUAAUAUUGUAAAUGCUAAUGAACAAAAAGUUUGAUUUUAUAUAUUGUUAGUAAACCAUUGCAUUUUGGUCAUCAGUAUUCAAGAUGAGUUAUUUACACAAAUAAAGACAGCUUGAUGACAUGAGCAAAAUCUUCAACUGGUACGUUAAAAGCUAAUAUUCAUUAUCCAUCGCCUCCCACCAGCUGGCUUGUAUGAAAUUACUUCUUUUGCUUUCAACUCGUUUAAUAUUAAAUAAGCUGAUGAAUAAAAGCAAAAGCAUUACAGUCAAUUUUUUUUUGCAUUUAUGUAGUCAUCUUGAAUGGUACAUAGCGAAGACUUUUUCUCGUGGCCCCAGAGAAUUUCUCUGUGGCCCUUGGCCAGUGUUCUCUCUAGUUUUUUGUAGUAUGUGUGCGCAGAAAUUUUGGUGUGUGCGCACUUUUUUGGAAAUGACUAAUAUUUGAGCAAAAACCAAUGAAGAAAUUUUGGCGUUCUAACCGGGUAAUAAGUGGGCCAACAACAAACUUUAUCAACCUGCUAAUUGAGAACAUUGUUGCAUUACAUCGAAAUACAUCUGUGCGCAGUAAAUCUAUGCGUGGGCACAGCCUCUGAAAGCUGUUUGCGCCCGCACAUUUUAGAGGGAACACUGCCCUUGGCUAUGUGAAAACAAUUAUUACUGAAAGGAUUGAUCUCGAAACUCCUUAAACUGAAUUCUAUCUUUUGUCUGAAAUUCCUUACAUUGCAGACCAUACUUUUGUUUUUGUCCCAUCUGCCAUACACAACAUAGAGUGCAAUAAUACAGUAUAGCAAUAGAGUAGAAUAAUAUUAUUGAUUGAAAGAAAAAUGCCUAAAAACUGCAUUUCACUGCUGAAAAUUUCGUUUAUUAUUAGUUGAUAUUUUAAGGAAAUACACUUGGUCCCAAGCACUCACUCAGAAGUUAAGAAGAUUAUUCUCCUAGAGACAUUACGGGUGAUUAAGGAAAAUGAAAAUGCUAAUGGAUCAAAAAUCAUUACCUUCAUUAGCCCUACUUUUUUCAUUAUAGCGAAGAAUUGUUCGAUUUUAUUAAUGUAAUAUUGCUUACAACUUUUUUCUUAGUCAAUUGAUAGAGUGAUGCACUAGAAAAUAUGGAACUUUGAACAUUUUUAUAAAUUUACCCAGAUUUUUGUUAAUUAAUACUUAAUAGUACCAUAAUUAAAUUUUGUGAUCAGCAUGGCUGAGAUAAGCAUUGUUUUCAAGUCAUGAACUGAAUGAAGCCCGUUUUAUGUCUGGCAACUAGAUGCCAAAUGCUUUUACAACUAUAAAUAAUCGACCAAGUCAUACUGAUUUACUACAGCCUAGUGUAUAACACUCAAUUUAGACUCCAAGUCCCGAGUAUUUAUUGCAACUUACCAUAAUACAGUGUUCUUUAAAAUAGGAAUUUUUUUUAGGGAAUAUUUUCACAUUUUUAUUGGUUUUAGGCCCCACAGAAACAGUUGCUAAUAUAAAGCUGCUAUGUUGAGAGAUAGAAAACACUGAUUUUGGACACAAAGCAUUUCCCUAGCAUUUUUUUUUUU